ACAUACUUUCAGGUGAUGAACAAUAUUAUGAUGAUGGUGAGCUGGACAAUGGUGAGCUGGACAAUGGUGAGCUGUACGAUGGUGAGCUGGACGAUGGUGAGCUGAACGAUGGUGAGCUGGAUGAUAGUGAGCUAGACGACGAUGAGCUUGGCGAUAAUCUUGACGAUUAUGAACUGGAUUAUUAUAGCUAUGAAGAAAUGCAAAAUAAUAAUGCAAUAGAGAUUGAUUAA
Molecule: messenger RNA, 230 nt
Organism: Dentiscutata heterogama
Lineage: Eukaryota; Fungi; Glomeromycota; Glomeromycetes; Diversisporales; Gigasporaceae
Source: the annotation of a GenBank genome assembly